Messenger RNA from Pecten maximus, 2004 nucleotides. RefSeq lists its product as uncharacterized. The record is from RefSeq and is a predicted model, not a curated record. The transcript is spliced from 7 exons. NCBI's taxonomy places the organism in Eukaryota, Metazoa, Mollusca, Bivalvia, Pectinida, Pectinidae. The coding region runs from base 383 to 1213 and encodes 276 amino acids.
CCGUGUUGUAGAACCAUUUUAUAGCUAUCCUUUAGAAUCUUGUCUCAUAAAUAUAGCAUACAUAAAAGAAAUAACAGAAGGUUUAGUUACAUUUAACAUCAAUGAAAUAUCGUGUAAAAUUGUUCUUCUGCCUUAUGGCGACAGCUUUGUAGCGUUUCCUUUGAUCCAUUCUAAAUAGGAAAGAUGUAUGCGGUGGUUGAAUUUACCAAAACUAAUGAAGUUGAGGUCGUACCAGCUUUGUGGAUUUUAAAAGGCAAUAAAGAGUGUGUAUGGCCACCUAACAAAACACCAAGUGGAGUUAAAAAGGCUGUAGAAAAAAAAGAAAUCCCAGACCCCAGUUGGGAAAAACAUAAUAUUCGUAUUUUAAAGGAAACGGAAACCUAUGACAAGGCCAGGAAAAAGUUAUCCAAGGCGACGAUAUCCUCUGAUCUCAACAGAUGACGAGGCAUCACUGAUGAAGCGAAGUUCGCGUCCGCCAUCUCGACUGGUUACAUCGAGCGAUGAGGAUGAAGAGGAGGAUCAUCCUGCAUUUGUACAUUCGGCACCAAAAAAGAAAAAAGCAACUGAAAUGCCAGAUCUUCCCCCACCACCGACAGUACCGUCUGCGUUACGCACACCUGUCAGACCUUCUACAAGUUUUGCUCGGUCAGCAGAACCAAAAGAGCCAGCUGGUGCCAAUGACAAAGCAAUUCUAACCCUACUUCAUGAGCUUAAAGCGCACGUGAAGCAAAACACUGUGCUACUACAGGCCCUAAAAAGCCGACAAGACCAAGUCCAGGUUGACGAUGUCAUUAAUGUUGAAGAGGAAUAUGGUUUCCCUCUAUCCACGGACGAAGCUUUCCUUAAGGCCGAAGAUAUCCUUCGAGAGAAAAAGGAUAAAGCGGUGGUUACAUACCUCGCUAGUUUUGGAGGACAUACCAGCGACAACAAAAUAAAGAGAAUCAUGGAGGCUACCUUGACCAAUGGGUUAGCGAUUUCAUUUAACUGGGCUGGUAGGGGACAGAAACGGGCAUUUUCAAGGACCAGCCUAGCAAAAUCGGUCUUAGGUGCAGCCAAAAAAGUGGGGCUACCCUACGCAGAAGCCGAGCAGAAAAUAAAAAAUUGGUUGAAAUACAGCAAUCAUCGGCUAAAUGGGCGGAAAACAUUGACCAAGGACACAACACAAGAGGAAAUCUACGACAGUGUGACGAGCAGUGAAGACGAGUCUGUGUGAAACGAGGAAAAUACUGGAUAUCAAAUAAUAAAUAAAGUGUUGUCACUAAAAUAUAUAGCAUGUCAUGUUUUGUAUAAAAGGUUACAUUGGUGUACACUGGAAAACGUAGCACAGCGUGAAAAAAGACGUGAAGUGAAAUACAACGUGGCGAUCCAUUCAUUUCACCAGAAUUGAAGAAAGAUUUCAUUUCGUGACGAUUUUUUUCUGUAUGAAGUCUAAUUUCAACUAAAUGACGUUUAUGCAAUGUUGCCGAAACGUCGAAUAAAUGUCAGAUAAACGUUGCAGAAAAGUUACAUUAACGUUUCAUAGAAAUUACAAAACGUUGCCUAAACGUUUUACUACGUUACGAAAUAAUAAGAGAAACGUCUAUUUUAACGUUUAUGCAACGUUGCAGACACGUCAAAUAUAUGGUAGAUAAACGUUGCGGAAAUGUUAUAUUAACGUUACAUAAAUGUUGCAGAAAUGUUAUAUUAACGUUACAUAAAUGUUGCAGAAACGUUAUAUUAACGUUGCAUUAAUGUUGUAGAAACGUAAUUGAAGAAUAAUAACGUUACUUAAUCGUUUGAGAAACGUCAACUGCACAUUCAAUCACGUUUGUGCAACGUUCCAAUCACGGAAAAAAUACGUGUAUAUAACGUGAGAAAAACGUUUAAGUAACGUGUUUGUGUAACGUUAGGAUGACGUCUUUCCAAUGGACAAACUUACGUGAAUCAAACGUUUGUAUGAAACGUUUGUGCAACGAUUCGUGGUACGUUUAAGAAACGUUUUUUCAACGUAUGUCUGCCAGCUGG